Oxyura jamaicensis (ruddy duck) is the source of this 4128-nucleotide messenger RNA. RefSeq names its product ubiquitin conjugating enzyme E2 O (gene UBE2O). NCBI's taxonomy places the organism in Eukaryota, Metazoa, Chordata, Aves, Anseriformes, Anatidae. The transcript is spliced from 18 exons. The coding region runs from base 39 to 4031 and encodes 1330 amino acids. The record is from RefSeq and is a predicted model, not a curated record.
GCCGCCGGCCGCGCGCUUCUCCCGCUCUGCCCGGCGCCAUGGCGGAGCUGCCCGCACCGCCCGCACCGGGGGGCCCGAUCCCGCCGGCCCCGGUCCCAGCCGCGUCCCCGGGGGUCCCGGUCCCGGUUCCUUCGGUCCCCGCGGCGCCCCCGCCGGGAGGUUCGCAGCGCCUCCUCUUCUCGCACGACCUGGUGUCGGGCCGGUACCGGGGCUCGGUGCGCUUCGGCCUGGUGCGCCUGAUCCACGGCGAGGAUUCGGACUCGGAGGAGGAGGAGGCGGCGGGGGGAGGAGGAGGAGGAGGAGGCGGAGGAGGCCGGGGCGGCGGAGGAGGAGGUGGAGGCGGAGGCGGCGGAGGAGCCGCCAGCUCCGGUGGCUCCGAAUCGGGCGGCCCCGGGGCGGGAGGCACGGAGGAAGGCCGGGCCUCCCCGCUGCGGCGGGGCUACGUGCGGGUGCAGUGGUACCCAGAGGGCAUCAAGCAGCACGUCAAGGAGACCAAGCUGAAGCUUGAAGAUCGCUCUGUCGUCCCUCGAGAUGUGGUCAGACACAUGAGCUCCAGCGACAGCCAGUGUGGGACUGUGAUAGAUGUCAACAUAGAGUGUGCUGUGAAGCUGGUAGGAACCAACUGCAUCCUCUACCCUGUCAACAGCAAAGACCUGCAACAUAUCUGGCCCUUCAUGUAUGGUGACUACAUAGCCUAUGACUGCUGGCUGGGCAAGGUCUAUGAUUUGAAGAACCAGGUCAUCCUCAAGCUUUCCAAUGGAGCCAGGUGUUCUAUGAGUACAGAAGAUGGAGCCAAGCUGUAUGACGUUUGUCCUCACGUCAGUGACUCGGGUCUUUUCUUUGAUGAUUCAUAUGGCUUUUAUCCUGGGCAAGUCCUCAUCGGGCCUUCUAAAGUCUUUUCCAGUGUGCAGUGGCUCUCGGGUGUGAAGCCCGUUCUGAGCACAAAAAGCAAGUUCAGAGUGGUGGUGGAAGAGGUGCAGGUGGUAGAACUAAAAGUUACUUGGAUCACUAAAAGCUUUUGUCCUGGAGGUACUGACAGUGUGAGCCCUCCCCCCUCUGUGAUCAGCCAGGAGAACCUGUCCAGGGUAAAGCGUCUGGGGUGCUUUGACCAUGCCCAAAGGCAGCUCGGGGAGAGGUGCCUCUACGUGUUUCCAGACAAAGUGGAGCCUGCAAAAAUCACCUGUGAAUGCCCAGAGAGGAACUGCGUCCUGGGUGAAGGAUCGGUUGCCAAGAAGGUGAGGAGGCUGCUGAAGAAGCAGAUAGUGAAGAUCAUGUCGUGCUCCCCGGAGUCUCAGGGUACCACUGAAGCCGCUGACAAAGAGUCUGCUUCAGCCGCUGACCAGAAGGCAGAAGACGUUAAGCCUGGAUCGAAGUGUGAGCUGGACGACUCUUCCAACAGCACACCGAGCGCAGGGGAGAGAAAGGAGGAGCAGCCUGAAGAAACGGGGAAAGAGAAAGGGGGAGCAGCGCGACAGCAGCAGCCUCCCUACCUGCUGAAAGAUGAGGCGUCGUCUGACUACCGGCUUCAGUCCAUGGAGCAAGAUGCUGAUGACGAGGCAGCCGAUGACACCGAUGAUACUAGCUCUGUCACCUCUUCUGCCAGCUCUACCGCCUCCUCCCAGAGCGGCAGCGGCACCGGCCGCAAGAAGAGCAUCCCCCUUUCCAUCAAAAACCUGAAGCGGAAGCACAAGAAGAAGAAGACCAAGAUUUCAAGAGAGUUUAAGCCAGGAGACAGGGUUGCUGUGGAAGUGGUGACCACGAUGACUUCGGCUGACGUGAUGUGGCAGGACGGCACCGUGGAGACCAACAUUCGCUCCAACGAGCUGAUCCCCGUCCAUCAUCUGGACAACAAUGAGUUCUGCCCGGGGGAUUUUGUGGUGGACAAAAGAGCUCAGAGCUCCCAGGACCCCGGCGUGUACGGAGUCGUGCAGUCUGGUGACCACAUCGGCCGUACCUGCGUGGUGAAGUGGUUCAAGCUGAAAUCCAGCGGGGACGACGUGGAGCUGAUCGGGGAGGAGGAGGACGUGAGUGUGUAUGACAUCGCUGACCACCCAGACUUUCGCUUCCGCACUACUGACAUUGUGAUUCGCAUCGGCAACUCGGACGGAGCCACGGCUAAGGAAGAUGAGCCUUCGGUCGGACAGGUGGCUCGCGUGGAUGUCAGCAGCAAGGUGGAAGUGGUGUGGGCUGACAACUCCAAGACUAUCAUUCUGCCUCAGCACUUAUACAACAUUGAGUCGGAAAUCGAGGAGUCGGACUAUGACUCUGUUGACGGCAGCACCAGUGGGGCAUCCUCGGAGUGGGAGGAUGAAAGCGACAGCUGGGAGACAGACAAUGGCCUCAUGGAAGACGACCACCCAAAAAUUGAGGAGUUAGAGCCCGAGGAGCCGGUGGUAGAGGAGGUGAAGAAAGUAGAGGAACAAGUCCAGGGAGCUGUGGCUAUGGCGGUUGCAGAUCUUGCUGCGGAGAAAGCUGGCAAGGACGGAGCCCCAAAGAGCUUCAGAGAACUAAAGGAAGCCAUCAAGAUCCUGGAGAGCCUGAAAAAUAUGACUGUGGAGCAGCUGCUGACUGGUUCUCCCACCUCCCCGACUGUGGAGCUGGAAAAACCCACUCGGGAGAAGAAGUUCUUGGACGAUAUUAAAAAGCUGCAGGAAAAUCUGAAGAAGACCUUGGAUAACGUGGCUAUUGCAGAGGAGGAGAAGAUGGAAGCCAUGGUGGAGACGGAGAAGAAAGAAGAAAAAGCGGAGGCGCAGACACCGGUGAGGUCGGAGUGGCCCAGUGAGACACCGGUGCUCUGCCAGCAGAGCGGGGGCAAGCCUGGAGUCACCUUCACCAGUGCCAAGGGAGAAGUCUUCUCCGUGCUGGAGUAUGCUCCAGACAGCCAUGCCUUCAAGAAAAUGGAGUUCCAGCCCCCAGAAGCAAAGAAGUUCUUUAGCACUGUGCGGAAAGAAAUGGCUCUCCUGGCCACCUCCCUGCCAGACGGCAUCAUGGUUAAAACCUUCGAGGAUCGAAUGGAUCUCUUCUCAGCACUUAUCAAAGGACCCACGCGCACGCCCUACGAAGAUGGCCUCUUCCUCUUCGACAUCCAGCUCCCCAACAUCUACCCCGCUGUCCCGCCUCUCUUCCGCUACCUCUCGCAGUGCAGCGGGAGGCUGAAUCCCAACCUCUACGACAACGGCAAAGUGUGCGUCAGCCUGCUGGGGACGUGGAUUGGCAAGGGGACGGAAAGGUGGACCAGUAAAUCCAGCCUCCUUCAAGUGCUCAUCUCCAUCCAAGGUCUUAUCUUAGUGAACGAGCCCUAUUACAAUGAGGCAGGCUUUGACAGCGACCGGGGCCUUCAGGAGGGCUACGAGAACAGUCGCUGCUACAACGAGAUGACCCUGAUCCGCGUGGUGCAGUCCAUGAUGCAGCUGCUGCGCCGGCCGGUGGAAGUCUUUGAGCACGAAAUCCGCGAGCAUUUUCGCUGCAACGGCUGGCGCCUGGUGUCCCGCAUCGAGUCCUGGCUGGAGACAAAUGAGCUGGUGGAGAGGAGUCACGAACAGGCCAACGGGGCGGAUUCUGCCUCCCUCCUCUCCGCCUGCGGCACCCUGGCCGAGAGCCCCGGAGACAAUGCGGGGGAGUACGGCAGCUCGGCGGAGCAGGGCGCAGCAGCCGAGCUCUCCGACUCAGCGCUCGACGGGAAGGAGGAGCUGGACGACUCGGAGUUCACGACCUCGACGCCCAACGCCGGUGAUCUCCAACAGUACUCAGACUCGGAGAGCACGGGCCAAGCCAGGGGGUCAGACCUGGCCAGAGACCGAACGGACGAGGGGAAGGCUGCCCAGGACUCUGCCUCGCAGCCUAGCGUGAAACCAAAGAAAAGGAGAAAGAGCUACAGGAGUUUCCUUCCGGAGAAGAGCGGUUACCCCGAUAUUGGGUUCCCCCUCUUCCCUUUGUCCAAGGGGUUCAUUAAGAGCAUCCGUGGUGUCUUGCAGCAGUACCGGGCUGCCUUAGCAGGGGCCAAUAUCCCGGAGUGGACAGAGGACAAAUAAACCAUCAGGUUAGGGACAGGCAGGUGCAGGGGAGAAGGGAAAGCAGCAGAAAGGAAAUUGGCAAACGCUGUUACCAGUAAACUGGCUUCUCCUUCCA